This is a messenger RNA of Sapajus apella (tufted capuchin), 3041 nucleotides long. RefSeq names its product pro-resilin-like. The coding region runs from base 1 to 1050 and encodes 349 amino acids. The record is from RefSeq and is a predicted model, not a curated record. NCBI's taxonomy places the organism in Eukaryota, Metazoa, Chordata, Mammalia, Primates, Cebidae. The transcript has 3 exons.
AUGAGGGACAUCGAAGACAUCACCCUAGAGAAGAACUCCCCCGGCUCCUUCCAGGAAAUGUGCCUCUCUCAUGGCCAGGGGUUGGAGGGUAUCCGAGCCUGUGCCACGCGGAGGCUUCUCAGUCUCAUCCGGGCAGAUGGCAUCCCCGGGCCGCUGGGCGAGGAGGUACUUAGCGCCGCGGCUCCUCCGAGGGGCGGCCGGGCAGCGAGCAGCGGCCGAGCAGACGGGGUGAGCCAGGGGCGCGCGCGGGGCGCCCAGCACUGCGCCGGGAAAGCCCGCAGCCUCUGUCCCGAACUUGGCCGCGCGGGGCGGCGGACUCGGAGGAUUCAGAACCCGGAGCGUGGCAGCCGCGGGCGCCCGGGAGGAGGAGGAGGAGGAGUAGGAGGCGGGCGGGCGGGUGCGCAGCGUGAAGAGACAGCCUCGGCGGUGCCCGGCUCGGAGGCAGGUGAGUUCCUGAUCCAGGCGUCCCGCACCCGUUUUCCGUCCCCAGGGCUCCCCGCUCCCGCCCGAGCCGCUGGUGUCUGCGGAAGGCUUGGGCUUUGCUGCGCGUCCCAACUUGGUUCGAGCGGCCUCGUUAUCCACCUAGCGGGCGGCCCCGGGCCCAGGGCUCAGGUCCUGAGGGUCUGCGCGCCCUUCCCGCUCCAACUUUGCAGGGACCCCAAUCCCUCCCCAGCCACGCUAGGCUCCGAGCUGCGCGCCGGCGGUAAUGGCGGAGCCCUUGGCACCGCUCGCUACCCUCCCGCGGGCAGCCCGGGCCGGGGGAUGCCAGUCCCUGGAGACCGUUGCACCUGCCCAAGCUCAACUUUACACCUUCCUCGGUGCCCAACUCUGCGGCCAAAUCGCUGCUGCGAACCGCGGAUAAUGGCGGAGUCUUUGGCACCGGCAGCCGUCCGCGAUUGGCGGCCCGAGGCUGGGAGGGCUCCGCUCCCCAAACCUCGCUCCGGCCUGGCCUCCAACUUUGCGAAGAGCCUCGUCGCGCUCUCCUCCCGCGGUCACGGCGGGGCCGCCCGUACCUCUCACUUUUUCCAUCUGGGCGGGAUUGGGGUGUAGGAGCGCCGUCUCCAGAACCUGGGAAAGUUGUGCCUCUCCUGCGAAGGAGGCUCUAGGGCUCACCGUGUGUCCACCAGGAGGCCGAGGGGCGCGCUCCGCCGCGGUUUGGGGCUGGGCAGUGGAAGGAGCGCACGAUGAGGUUGCCUCCAGGUGGCCAAGGGUCGGAGCAGGGUCCCCGGGGCAUCCAACUCCCAGGGCCACUCAGGGGCGCUUGAGUCCGAGGUCCCGGAAGGGGCUCUCUCAGGACUGCGCCCCAGAGGACGCCAGACGCUCGCCUCCACCCCCAGGUCACUGUGACCAGAGAGAGCUCGUGGCUUUCCAAGCUCUGCAUCAGGCUAUCUGGGGUAGACAUCCGGAGAGGAGAGGCUUUCACGGAGAAGGCAGCCGAGGAGGGCAGGAACCUUUCCAGUGACUCCCAGGGUUUGUGGUCCUAGAUCUACCAUUACUUGUUGCGUGACCUUCGGUAAGUCUCUCCAUCUUUCCCAGCCUCAGUUUCUCAUCUGUGAAAUGGAGAAACAGUACCUUUUUAUGGGAUUGUCGUGAGGACGUUAAAAAACCAUAAAUGUGAAUAUGAAGUCAGGGUAAGUGUUCAUAACGCUGAAAGUGUUGCUGAUACUUUAUUAUUAUUGUAAUGCUCUGGGACCGGAUCUGGGAGACUCACACGCUUGUCUAGGGCUUCCCGCCAGUAGGAACUAGGGGGUCCACCCCGCAGGGUACUACGGGCUGCAGAAGGUUGCGCUCGCCUCCAUCUCUACCCCGGUAAUCCUGGGGAAGACGCAUGGGGUUCUUUCCUCUCCUCCCGUAGCCCAGCUCAAACCCUGUGUUCAGGCCUAAGAAAAGCGCGCACGCAGCCACCACGGAGCGGGGAGGUCCCCAUGGACGCUGCUAGGCUAGGGUGCAGUGCGGGCGAGCGCGCCCCUAGAUGCAUAAUCUGACCUCUGGCGGUCCAGGACCGUGAGAGACAGGAGAAAGGACCCCCUAGACCGCUCCUCCCGAGAGGAAUGAGGGAAAACGUUUCCCAUUCUUCAGUGCUUCUCUAACUAGGGUCGGGGCAAAAGCAAGAAAUUCGCAAACACACCAGGAACAUUGACGCAGCUCUCUGGAGCGUGGAUUUUCCCCCGUUAUUUUUUAGGAACUGAAGAUAAAAUAGGAAAGGGACUCUAGCGGCAGCUCCCCAAGCGCUCAGGGGUCGCGUCCAUUCUCCGCCCUCAAGGCAUCUCAGCGGAUGGUUUGAGAAGCCUCCGCAGGUUUCUGAAGAAGGGGUCUCUGCCUCACCAACAAAGCUACAGCUGCCCAGGCCCCUUUCCACUAGCCUGGGUCUCAGAAGCGCCCUGAGGGGCGCACAGCUCUGUCACUGACACUGACAGCUCCAAGGCACUGUCAAUAUUAUUCACCUGGAGCUUCCUAACAACUCCCAGCUUGCCAGUGCAGCCAUCUGAAUCCCAUUUGGCAGGUGCAGAAACUGAGGUGGGGCAAACCAAGCUACCUGCUCAUAGUCACCUAGCUGGUAAGUGGCGCUACCCAAGAACUCAACCCCAAUUUUUGGCUUCUUAAUUAGGGGCUGUUUGCAUGCAUCUGGGCACCUGCGCAGUCUGACAGGUACCCGAGCCUUGGCACACACAGCUGCAUUUCCCGAUAUAUCUGUUCAGCCAGAGGCCACCCCUAUGGUCAGGGGCAUGGCUGUGUCUCUACAAAUUGUGUGUGUGUGUGUUUUCCCAAAGUUCCAGAUCCUGUAGAGAAAGAGUAUGGUAGAGAGACCUGGUGAAGACCUUGGCUUGAGGCCAAGCUUAGCUCACUCCAUGGCUGUGUGACCUCAGGUUGAUCACUUAACCUUCCUGAGCAUCAGUUCUAUUAUUUGUAAAAUGAGAAUAGUAACUCCCAUACGGGGAAGUUUGUGAUUACGUAUGUGAAAAGUGUUCUGAAAACAACGAUGUUAUGCCAAGAUUGGUGAUUUGAAGGAAGGAAGGGAACCCUAAACAGAGGGAAGAGUA